This is a messenger RNA of Linnemannia hyalina, 258 nucleotides long. The record is from the annotation of a GenBank genome assembly. NCBI's taxonomy places the organism in Eukaryota, Fungi, Mortierellomycota, Mortierellomycetes, Mortierellales, Mortierellaceae.
AUGGAGACCCCCCAGAUCACCCUCGAGACCUACGUCCCCCGCAAGUGCUCUGCCACUAACCGCCUCAUUGGCGCCAAGGACCACGCCUCGGUCCAGAUCAACAUUGGUGGUGUUGACGAGAACGGUCGCUUCAACGGCUCUUUCACCACCUAUGCCCUCUCUGGAUACGUCCGUGCCCAGUCCGAGGCUGAUGACUCCAUCAACCGCCUUGCCACCAAGGAUGGUUUGUUGUCCAUGGUCUGGAACUACCAGAAGUAA